AUGGUUUUUAUUUCUUGGCCUUUGGUUGAGCUUCGUUUCCUUACAUUAACUCCUGGAGCCGUUGGAAAGUCCACAAUUUUAAUUGGCGCAAUGCAAGCUAGAAAUAAUGCUCGAGUUUUGGUCAGUGGUUCUAUCGAUUUCUUUUCCAAUGAAUUUUUCAAUGCGAAUGCACAAAAGGCUGGAACUACUGAAAAGGGAAAAAGCGGAAAUUCCGAACUGGCAAAAGCUUUAAGUAUGUGGGUACUCAAAGAAGAAGGAGUUUUGCGUAUUAAGACAGUUAAACACCAUGUAGUUGGACAAACAACACCUCCAACUGAAUACACAAUUAUGGACAAUGUGCACUAUGAAAUCAAUAUUGAGGAGUUAAAAUCAGGCAAAUGGCUUCCUUUCAAAGGGGAUGAUGUUCAACUUGAAUUUGUGCGUAUUGAUCCUUUUGUUAGAACUACUUUGAAGAACAAUAAUGGACGCCUUUCUACAACUUUUAAAGUGCCUGAUGUUUAUGGUGUUUUUAAAUUUUUGGUUGACUAUCAUCGUAUUGGCUACACACAUUUAUAUGAUGUUCAGCAGGUGUCGGUUCGUCCACUCAAACACACUCAAUAUGAAAGAUUCAGUCGUUGUGCUUAUCCUUAUUACGUUUCUGCUUUUUCAAUGAUGAUUGGGCUUAUACUCUUCAGUUUUGUUUUUCUCUAUUACAAAGAGCCGAAGGAUGCUAUUUCACAAACGACAACUACAAAAUCUGGUCAGGGACAAAAAGCAAAGACCUCUUAA
This is a messenger RNA of Meloidogyne enterolobii, 768 nucleotides long. Lineage: Eukaryota; Metazoa; Nematoda; Chromadorea; Rhabditida; Meloidogynidae. The record is from the annotation of a GenBank genome assembly.